Messenger RNA from Doryrhamphus excisus (bluestripe pipefish), 1529 nucleotides. Lineage: Eukaryota; Metazoa; Chordata; Actinopteri; Syngnathiformes; Syngnathidae. The record is from RefSeq and is a predicted model, not a curated record.
CAUCCAUCAGAACCUGUUGCAGCAGGAACAGCGCCUGGUGCAGAAUGUCAGACUCUCCGUCCUUUUCACCCAGAGAGUGUAAAGCAUCCACCCUCCAGGCCAAAUCACUCACAUGCGAGCCCCUUGGGACUUCCACCCGACACAAGGUGGAAGAAUCACAGAUAAAAGACAGCAGUGAUAUCUGCUUCACCCUGCAAUCCAGAACCACCUUCAGCUCAAGGACCAACACCAGGACCGUCCCCGUAAACAGGAGGCACAGCGUGGACGGGACGCUCACUUCAGUUUCAGGACCCGACCUGGUUGAUGCCUCACGUUUCCACCCGUAUCAACGACGCUUCAGCGAGGCAGCGGCGGCAAACCCAGUUUGUCUUCAACAUGCCUCGUCUCCCUUCAGCGGCCUGUUCGAGGCGUGUGGCGCUCAAACAUGCUGUCUUCCGAACAGCUCAAGCAGCGACGUGCCAACACCGUGGGAACAAUGCGACAACGGCAAUCAGUAUUCCUACCCAGACCGACCAGCUGCCCCCGCUGAGAGUCCUUGUUCCCCUUCCCAGGGCUGUCAAUCCUUCCCUUCAGUCCAUGAGGUGGCAUCUCGGUCGUACACACCUGAGGAGCAUCCAAACAGGCCAAUCCAUUCUCUUCACAGCUUCUCCUCUCAUGUUCAUCAGAGGAGCCCCUCACAGAGCCUCUUUCCCAAGCCCAUUUACUCAUACAGCAUUCUCAUCUUCAUGGCCCUAAAGAAUAGUAAAACAGGAAGUCUGCCUGUCAGUCAGAUCUACAGCUUCAUGACUGAAAACUUCCCCUAUUUUAAGACAGCCCCUGAUGGAUGGAAGAACUCGGUACGACACAACCUCUCCUUGAACAAGUGUUUUGAGAAGGUGGAGAGCAAAAAUGGCAGCUCCUCCCGAAAAGGUUGUUUGUGGGCUCUCAAUCCCACGAAAGUGGAAAAGAUGCAGGAGGAACUCCACAAGUGGCGCCGUAAAGAUCCCAUCACUGUUCGCAGGAGCAUGGCAAGACCAGAGGACCUAGAUCGUCUUCUUGGAGAGAGGCCCAACAAAUUGCGAUCAAUGCCAUCUUACACCAGAUCUGCAGAUGUUUAUGGCACCAAAGCAACACAGGAGCAACCACACAGCGCACCCAGUCGCCGUCCACAGUAUUCACAGACUUAUUAUCCACCUUCACAGCCGUUCCUCUCCUUGCAUCAACCCUACGGUCAACAAUCCACAGAUGACCAUCCAAACUCAAAUUCAAGUGGGAAGCUUCCACUAGCCUACAGCGCCGCCCCACAGGCCGAGUUCAGUGUGGGUCUAAAGAGCCUGCAUGACUUGUUGUUAGACGGAGAUGCCACUUAUGACGUGGAUGUGCUCAACCCCAGUCUGACUGACCUGCAAUUGCAAGGUAACCUUUGGGAGGAGCUGCAAGAAGACAGUUUAACAUCACAGCUGCCAACAGUUCCCAUGAUGACUACCGUCCCAUCUGUCCUGCAGACGCCCUGUGUCUCGGCGAGCUACGUAGACGUGCCCUACUGUUAG